Malassezia japonica is the source of this 3009-nucleotide messenger RNA. RefSeq lists its product as uncharacterized. The record is from RefSeq and is a predicted model, not a curated record. Gene Ontology annotation, biological process: purine nucleobase catabolic process. NCBI's taxonomy places the organism in Eukaryota, Fungi, Basidiomycota, Malasseziomycetes, Malasseziales, Malasseziaceae. The transcript is spliced from 3 exons. Bases 1 to 3009 code for a protein of 1002 amino acids. Gene Ontology annotation, molecular function: allantoinase activity. Gene Ontology annotation, cellular component: cytoplasm.
AUGUACAAGGACGAUCCUGUGGAGCGUCUGAUAGAUAUCGGCCCGGAAGAGGAGCGCCAGCAGGACCGCACUGGUACACCUGUGCCGCUCCACGGUACCGAGUCCGCAAUGGACUCUGAAAAAAGGUCUGAACUAGACAAUACGCCCAAGGAGCGCGAGUCUUGGAAAUGGCGCCGCGUACUCGGCCUCCCUACGUGCUAUUGGAUGUGGAUCGUGGCUCUCCUCUUGUACUUUGAGCCCAGUAUUUCCGAUGCACUCAAGUCGACGAAUGGGUUGACUAGGCUCAACUUCCAGCACCUUAUCGCCAACACGGCCAAGCCGCAAGGCUCGGCGGCUGGACGCGAAGCGGACCACUUGCAGUGCCGCCUCGCGAAUGCGACAGCCGGGCCGCCGCCGCAAUUUGGCAAACGCACGCAAAAUGACCGCUUCGUGCACGGCACGAAGCCGACUCUGAUCCAUAAUGCAACGCUAUGGACCGGCGAAGACAUCCUCCAUGGCGUCGAUAUCCAGAUGGAGUCGGGCAUCGUUACUUUUAUCGAAAAGACCGAGCCCGUGCACGUAUCCAAGCACAGCUUCGAUAUUGUCGAUGCACACGGCCGCUGGGUCACGCCCGGCAUUAUUGACAUGCACACGCACGUCGGGGUGAUGGGCAUGCCGUACAAAAGCAGCACAGACGACGGCAACUCGCGCCAGGGCGCGACGCGGCCCAUGGUACGCAGUCUGGAUGGCAUGAACGAGCAUGACCAGGACAUGCAUACCGCCGUCGGCGGCGGUAUUACCACGACGCUGGUGCUUCCUGGCUCGCUGAACAACAUCGGCGGCCAGGCCUACACGGUCAAACUCGGCAAGCUGCACGGCCGCCCGCCGAGCUCGCGUGUACUGGAUCCCCCUCGCAGUCUUAUUCUUCCUGGCGAGCGCGAAAAUGGGCGCGAUGCGCUGUACACCAAAGCAUCCGGCAUGCACCGCGGCGAUACCACCACCUCGUUCCGGCACAUCAAGAUGGCGUGUGGCGAGAAUGCACGCAAGUACGGCCUCGUGCGCCUGGACGAGGCGUGGAAUUUCCGCCGCGAGUUUGAGCGCGCACAAAAACUGCUCCGGCGCCAGGACGACUUUUGCGCUGCGCUCGAGCAUGGCGAUACGCCUGCCGAGCCGAGCUUUCCGUCGGAGCUUGAGCUCGACUCGCUGGUGGAUGUGCUGCGUGGCCGCACCAAGGUGCAUACGCACUGCUACACGAUGAACGACCUCGAUGCAAUGGUGCGCCACUCGACCGAGUUCUCGUUCCCGAUUGCCGCCUUCCACCAUGCGCACGAGACGUACAUGGUACCUGAGCUCCUGCACAAGGCCUACGACCACCCCCCGGCGGUCGCCAUGUUCAGCACGAAUGCGAACUACAAGUACGAGUCGUACUUUGGCACACCGUUUGCCGGUGCGCUCCUCCGUGCGGCCAACAUUACGCCUAUCUACAAGAGCGACCACCCCGUGCUGGACACGCGCCGCCUCGUGCACCAAGCUGCGGAGGCGCACCACUUUGGCCUCGACGAGAUCGAUGCGCUGAAGUCGGUCACGUCGGCGCCUGCCCACGUCCUCGGCCUCUCGCACCGUGUCGGCCAUGUGCGCAGCGGUGCGGACGCAGACGUCGUGCUGUGGGACCGCCACCCGCUGCAGCUUGGCGCGACGCCGGUGCAAGUUUUUAUCGAUGGCGAGGCCCAACUCGACAACCCGCAUGCCUCGGGCGAGGACGUGACGCACUCCAAGCCGCAGUCGGCGCCCCGCCAGCCCGACUACUCGAGUGAGAUCCAGCGUGUGCACAAGGCCGAGCCUGCGGUGGCCGAUGCGCGUGCGCUUGCCUUCCCCACGCCGAGCGAGUACGUGGACAGCGCGGUGCUGCUCAACGUCAAGUCGUUCUACCACCGGCGCAACAAUGGCAGUACGACGCGGAUCGUCGCCGAGCACUUUGACAAUGCUUCGGGCGUCUUGGUGUACCACGGCGGCUCGCUCGUGUGCGUCGGCACGGCCGACUGUCUUGCGCUUGCGCCGCACAAGGCACAGCGUGUGAAUACGCACGGCGGCACGAUUGUCCCUGGCCUGAUUUCGUACGGCGGCACGCUGGGCCUUGCGGAUAUCCCUGCCGAGGACUCGGCCAAGGCCGGUCAGGACCCGUCGGCGGUGAACGAGUACGCGGAGCUACAGAAGCGCGUCAUUCCCCGUGCGGUGGAUGCACUGACGUGGGGCGGUCACGACAUGCUCCGUGCGCAUGCGUCGGGCGUCACGACGGCCAUCUGCGGCCCCGAUGUCAUGGGCCCUGUGGGCGGCAUCCUGACACAAUUUGAUACCAAUGUGCGCACCAUCCUUGAUCCCUUUAGCGUGCGUGCGACCGAGGUCGCGCUGCACGUCGCAUUCGAUCGUUCCGGCCCCUCACUUGGCGCAUUGAUCGGCAUGCUGCGCCAGGUGCUUGAGGACCCGCCGACACGCGAGUGGAAGCGUGUCGUGGCUGGCGAGCUGCCGCUGGUCGUCAAUGCCGACAGCCAAGAGGUGAUUGCGCAGCUGAUCCUCCUGCGCAAGUCCUUCCCCAAGGUCCGUCUGGUAAUCGACUCGCUCGGACCGCUGCACAUGCUGGCGGAGCACCUUGCCGCAAACGACAUUGGCGUGCUGAUGCCGAACAAGGUGUGGCUGUACGAGUGGGACAGUCUGGACCGCCUGCGUGGCCCGCCCUUUACCCCCGAUACCGAGCUGCGCGUUUUGCUCAAGCACGGCGUCAAGGUCGGCAUUCGUAUUGCCGAGUCCUGGGAGGCCGCACACCUCAUGUGGGAGACGGCGUGGGCCGCUCAAGAGGCGCACGUCACCGACCCCGCUACGAUUCUCGAGCUGAUUACGACCAAUCUGGAAUCGCUCCUGGGUCUGCCCGCUGCGCCUGGCGCCGACUUUGUCGUGUACGACAGCAAUCCCUUUACGUAUGGAGCCAAGGUCCUGGCCGUUGGUACGCCACGCUCGCUCGAGCUGUUUUCGUAG